Pygocentrus nattereri (red-bellied piranha) is the source of this 2664-nucleotide messenger RNA. It is a transcript of the gene ube2h, whose product is annotated as ubiquitin-conjugating enzyme E2H (UBC8 homolog, yeast). Gene Ontology annotation, molecular function: ubiquitin conjugating enzyme activity. The coding region runs from base 261 to 812 and encodes 183 amino acids. Gene Ontology annotation, cellular component: nucleus. The transcript has 7 exons. Gene Ontology annotation, biological process: ubiquitin-dependent protein catabolic process; protein polyubiquitination. The record is from RefSeq and is a predicted model, not a curated record. NCBI's taxonomy places the organism in Eukaryota, Metazoa, Chordata, Actinopteri, Characiformes, Serrasalmidae.
AUAUUAAUGAGCUUGCCCCGCGUAUCCUACGAAAAGAAAUUUCGCUUACAGGAGAGUAGACGACAAAGCAAAGAGUAAGCAGAGAGAUCGACCAAGCCGAGAAGCCGAGGGGAUCGUCGCCGAAGGAGAGUGGAAGUCGAAUAAUUUGCAGUCAAUAUAUUGCUUAUGUAAACACAGUAACAGAGCCAGAGUUUCGGUAGAAACGAAGAGUGCGAUAUUCCAGCUGAGAAGACACUGGCAUUCCACGCAGAGACAUAAAAAUGUCGUCUCCAAGUCCGGGUAAAAGGCGAAUGGAUACCGACGUGGUGAAACUCAUUGAGAGUAAACAUGAAGUCACAAUCCUGAGUGGACUUAAUGAAUUUGUAGUGAAGUUUUAUGGACCACAAGGAACACCAUAUGAAGGGGGUGUAUGGAAGGUGAGAGUAGAUCUUCCCGACAAAUACCCCUUCAAGUCUCCAUCUAUAGGCUUCAUGAAUAAGAUCUUUCAUCCUAACAUUGAUGAAGCAUCUGGGACCGUGUGUUUAGAUGUGAUAAAUCAGACAUGGACCGCGCUUUAUGACCUCACCAAUAUUUUUGAGUCGUUCCUGCCACAGCUGCUGGCAUACCCCAACCCCAUCGAUCCCCUGAAUGGGGAUGCUGCAGCCAUGUACUUACACCGGCCAGAAGAGUAUAAGCAGAAAAUCAAAGAAUAUAUUCAAAAAUAUGCAACAGAGGAGGCACUGAAGGAGCAAGAGGAAGGUGCAGGUGACUCUUCAUCAGAAAGCUCCAUGUCUGACUUCUCAGAAGAUGAGGCACAGGAUAUGGAGUUGUAGUGGAAAAUGAACACACCUCUUCUUUAUUGCAGAGACUAUAUAAUUUCCUAACAUGAGAAGCAGACUAUAAUCAUAUUUAAACAAGUCAAUUUUUAUUAUUAUUAUUAUUGUUAUUAUUAUUAUUUCUGCUAAACCUCGAUUUUUAUGAAUAUCUAGCAUUGAUAAUGAAUACAUCGCCCUCUUUUAGGUGUUUAGCUGGUUCUUUGAUUCUCGCGCUCUCUCUCUCGCUCUGUCUCUCUCGCUUUGUCGAUCUAUCCCUCUCUCCCUCACUCUGUUCGCCCCCUCCACAACUAACAAAGGCUUGUAGUGCUUUUCCUACAUUCCAUGUUGGUGUGUGUGUGUGUGUGUGUGUGUGUGUGUGUGUGUGUGUGUGUGUGUGAGACUACAAUACAAACAUUCACUACCGUGUAUUUUAUAUUUGACCCUGCUUCAAGUAUUUUUUUUUCUUUUCUGUGUGCCACGGUCAGUUACUUUGUAGAAUCUUAAUGAUCAGUUUUGUUCUGUGUGGUCAGGAAUUUUCUACAUAUCCAAAAUGUUGGUAAAAUAUUCUGAAGUACCAACUAAAACAUAACGCAUAACAGUAUAACAGUACUAGAGCCCUCUGCAGGCUGAAACAAUUUUUGGAAGCACAAAACUGGUAAAAGGUGGUCAUCAUAGUGUGUUUUGUAUUGUGCUGGUUGUGCAGUCUUUCAAAUUGUAUCACAUGUGAGGUUUCAUGUUCUGUAAAUGACCCUACUGAAAAAAAAACACAGAAUAUAAGUUUUUCAAAGACUUAACUUGAUAAAUUCAGAUUCAGAUUAUUGUUGGAGUUUCUCUUGUUCUUGGGAAAAUGUACAAGCCUGCCGCGCUCUGUAAUGAUGGAAUAUAUGUGCAUUGGGACUCCUGAGAGUGCUGCUGGAUUAUUCUCUACUGGUAGUUUCAGUUACAACCAAGUCCUGCAGCCUAGAAUUUUAGAAGCAGUGUGGGUUUUAUUGCUCCAGGUUCAUUGGACCUGUUAAACCGCAUUUUUGAAUGCCACACCUUUUUGCCCCAUUAAUAGUUUUUUGGGUUGUUUUUUUCUUCACAGAUUUAAUAGAACUUAAUGUAUGUUUUUUUGUCACUCCUGCUUUGUCUGACAUAAAAGAAGAACUAGAAUUGAAGAGAAAGCUACACCAUGAGGACCUGUUCACUGUUACUGAUAUUCAUAGUAAUUCUAUUUACUAACUCAAGUUUCUUUUUUCUCUUUGGAUUUGUUUGGGGGGAAAAAAGGAAAAGUCUAAUUAUUUACAGUCUCUCUUUCACACUUUUACAUGCCUUCUAGUUGGUGAAGUUACAGAUGUGGCACAAGACUUAAAUCUGCUCAAAGCUCGUGUCACAUGCACAAUGAAAUAUUCAUUGUGUUUUGUUUUUUUCGGGGGGGUUGCAAAAAUAGGAUUUGUGUUUAAAGGGGCUGAUUAAGUCACUUUGUGACACUAAUGUCAAAAUUAUUUUGCCAUACUGAUGUUGAGACAUGCAUGUCUAGUAAUAAAAGGCAGAAUUCUCCUGUUCAUCUUUUUAUCUACUUAAGUUUAUGACCCAAAUGAUCAUUUUUAUUUUCAAAAUUGCACUCUUGUUGGAAGGAUUUUGUCUCAAGCAUUUCUUGUUUUGUAGAGAAUUCUACCACUACAAGGUCUGGUUUCUGAGACAUGGGGAAAUGCUUACAAUGUUAGACUGUUCAGUGGUUUUACAUAUACAUCAAAAAUCAAGAAAUCUCUACUGUCUUUCCCCCAUAUUUGCAAAAUGGAUGCACUUUUCAUUUUCUUCCAGGUUUUAGUUGAGUCUAAUUUGACUAUUCUCUUUCCAGAAAUAAACUAGUGCAUUGUUACUACACUGA